Morchella sextelata is the source of this 1641-nucleotide messenger RNA. RefSeq lists its product as uncharacterized. The record is from RefSeq and is a predicted model, not a curated record. The coding region runs from base 1 to 1641 and encodes 546 amino acids. NCBI's taxonomy places the organism in Eukaryota, Fungi, Ascomycota, Pezizomycetes, Pezizales, Morchellaceae. The transcript has a single exon.
AUGGACGCAACAGGCUUCGCCAUUGCAGCUCUUCGUGAGGUUUACAACAUCGCCGUAUUCAUAAAAACCAUAUAUACGGACAGUAAAAACUAUGAUUCGGACAAAGACGAGAUAUCUUUCAAACUAUCCCACGAGUUGGAGGUCCUGCGUCUUUUCGAUCGAAUCUUCUUCGACCCGGCCACCGGAGUUGUGGUGGACGAACGUAUGGCCGGUCACCUGGAUUUCGGGAAGGAACAUAUCACAAGUAUAAUUGUACGCUUGCGAGACACGCUUGAGAUAUAUCGGAAUGUGGGGAAAGAACAUUUCGAUGUCGACGUCCAGGACGACGAUUCUACGUUGGGGAAACGUGAGGCGUUCAAGAAGAGGCUGGCGGAUUUGAAGAAGAAAUCAUGGAGUUGGUCUUUGUUCGAUAAGGGGAGGCUGCUUGAGGUCGUAGCCAGUUUUAAGGAGAGCACAGUCAAACUGAAAGAGAUAUACUUUCUCAUCAUGCUCGAUUCAAGUCGUGGGCGUGGGACCGAUAACCAGAAUCUCCAGCAAAUUCGGUCUAUUGACCCUAGUCUUGCGUCUGGUCUCAUGCGUCAAGAAAUAGCGUGGAAAGUAGAGACGAAGCAAGAAAUCAACGUCAUAGAACCACUGAAGGGUGAUAUCGAGCCGGUAUCUGGCCAGGUCAUCGGCGACUGGGCAGCACAAAGAGUUUGGAAGUAUUGUGAAGGCAGUAAAGAGAGCCUUGUGACGGUCGAAUACAAACGCUACCGCCCAGCUGAUAUUCUUGCAAAUGACAAGCUCUUCCCAGAUCAGAAAGCCUAUAUGCGGCUUGUCCGAGACCGAAUCCAAGCACUCGCCACGAUUCUUCAGGAUCCUUUUGGUGGUGGAGAGGCGGGAAAUGCCACUGCCACAGACGACCAUAUACUUCAUACAUUUAAAGCACUAGGCUACAUCGACCGGGUGGAAGAAGGCCGUUUUGCCCUCCUAUUCGAGAUUCCAAAAAAUGCUCUCAAGGAUCCAGGACCAGUAACCUUAGCUCAGUUCCUGGGCCGAAAUGGAAGCAUCCAGCUCGAGGAGCGUUUCUUCUUGGCUCAUUGCCUAGGGACUACCCUUUUUACCCUCCACAGCUCAGGUUGGCUGCAUAAAAACCUCAGCAGCUCCCAGGUCGUUCUAGUCCGGAGUUCCAUGAAAGAAUACCGCAUAGCGCCUUAUCUUACCGGCUUUGAAUAUUCACGCCCAGCAGACGAGAGAACGGACGGGGAAAACGACUAUGACGUCCGGAGAAACCUCUACCGGCACCCUCACAGACAGGGGUACCCGCGAGAAGACUUCCGGCCGAUCCACGACCUUUUCUCGUUCGGCGUACUCCUACUAGAGAUUGGGCUGAGAAGGACCAUGGUUACCCAUUUUGAAAAAUACAUACAAGACCUCGAGAAGAGGGGAGAACUGGCAGAGCCUGACUGGUUCGGCAAAGAAAUGAUAAAGCUGGCCGAGAAGAAGCUGGCCGAGGCGAUGGGCCGGAGAUAUCGAGAUGCAGUUCUGGCUUGCUUGAAGAGCAACUUUGGUAUCGAGUCUAAGGAUAUGAGUAGGUCAAGGUUGGCGAUCGCCUUCAGAGAUCAGGUCUUGGUGCCGCUGAAGGCGGGCAUGGCGUUGUGA